AAAAUAGCUGAGCUUGCAGGCCCAUUCAUUAGUAUUCUCAAAAUGCUUAUUAAACUCACAAUUCUCGGCUCGAUAUUGUGUCUAUUUUCAUUGGCCGGAGGUUUUGAAGUGACACCAACCAUAGAAGAUGGAAUACCCUUUAUAAGGAUCGGCCAUGGGUAUUACUAUAUUGAACUAAAGACUACAAGGAACUGGUUUGAUGCCUUCGCUGCUUGUCGCCAAAUAGGCGCCAAUCUAAUAGCUUUUGAAACCACUGAGGAGUGGGUUGCAAUCAAUGAGUUUCUCUGGAGAUACAAGAUAAUGGCCCAGUAUUGGACUGCAGGCACUGAUCUGGCAAAUCAGGGAAAACACGUAUGGUUGUCAACAGGUCAACCAAUAUCGUUAAAUCUUUGGGCUCCCACCAUGCCAGAUAAUUACCAAGGUGUAGAGCAUUGUGACGAGUUGGGAUAUAAUGCUGUUGAGACCAACUACAACUCCCUCAAUGACGACCGUUGUGAUAAAAAGAACCUUUAUAUAUGUGAAGCCUCGGAGCGAAAGACAGUGUCGUUUGUUAUCUCGUAAUAUAAAUAUAUAAAAAAGUGUUUAUAAAUAAAAGCAGCUUGAUAACUUAAA
This is a messenger RNA of Drosophila kikkawai, 612 nucleotides long. RefSeq names its product C-type lectin 37Da-like. Lineage: Eukaryota; Metazoa; Arthropoda; Insecta; Diptera; Drosophilidae. The record is from RefSeq and is a predicted model, not a curated record. Gene Ontology annotation, molecular function: signaling receptor activity.